Molecule: messenger RNA, 375 nt
Organism: Lindgomyces ingoldianus
Lineage: Eukaryota; Fungi; Ascomycota; Dothideomycetes; Pleosporales; Lindgomycetaceae
Exons: 2
Source: RefSeq, a predicted model, not a curated record
AAGGGGGUCUGGGAGCAGAAUCGUGAAAAAUACAGGUACAGCCAAGCUGCUCAUAUUGGUGAUUGUAUUAAACGUGGAGGACAAAAGAAUUACUCCCCACAUCUCCUAAUCUUCGAUUUACAGAAGAACCAGGGGAUCGACCAAGCAUUUGCAAAUGUAGACUUGUGCGGAAGAGGGUGGUUGCAAGCCUUGACCCUCAAUUCGUACCAUUUACCGCUAAACGAUGAGGCUCUGGGAACAAUGGCGAGAAAUUUCGAGAAAUGGGUACAGCGGCACUGGCCGAUUUGGGCUACUGUAGGGGCUACAAAGCUAGGCCUGGAUGGUAUGAGGGUCGAGAUUGAGGUAGUCACUCAUGAUUCGCGUACAGCAAAGUGA